This is a messenger RNA of Penaeus chinensis, 4908 nucleotides long. RefSeq names its product discoidin domain-containing receptor 2-like. Gene Ontology annotation, biological process: protein phosphorylation; cell surface receptor protein tyrosine kinase signaling pathway; positive regulation of kinase activity. The transcript is spliced from 9 exons. The record is from RefSeq and is a predicted model, not a curated record. Lineage: Eukaryota; Metazoa; Arthropoda; Malacostraca; Decapoda; Penaeidae. Gene Ontology annotation, cellular component: signaling receptor complex. Gene Ontology annotation, molecular function: ATP binding; protein tyrosine kinase collagen receptor activity; collagen binding. Bases 522 to 3311 code for a protein of 929 amino acids.
GGGAGAGGUUGUGUCUCUCGCUGCUCUGAGAAGUUCGCUCGGCGCUCUGAGACCGCGUGUUGUGUACUUUCGAGAACUUUUGAAAAUGUUUCCUUUGUGAAGUGCGAGGUGUUUCUUGCGUGAAAUGUUGCUCGGAAAGUGAUACUUGAGGAGUAUAUAAAGAAAUUAUUUGAAGUUUGAGAGUGAAGUGAAACUUUAAAAGUAAUCAGUGACGCUGCAGAAACCACAAGCUUGCAAUCCCUCCGUAAUAUUGCAGGAUAUUGCAAAACUGUGCAACUGAGAUGUCUUUAAAGUUAUUAAGAACGUGAUUGAUAACUCUCUUUUUGACAUUGAUUAAGGGUAAAAUGUUUACAAGAAACAAACAGUGAAAAGAAAAAAAAAGUGAGAAAGGCAAAAGGAAAUCAAGAAGAGGUGCAAAAAGAGAGAAAAGAAGAGGAGAGUGAUAAUAAUAAUAAGAGUGAAAAGAAGAAGAUAAUUUCUCGCGUCUUAGAUGGUGGUUGGGGCGUGACCUGGCAGCCAGAAUGGACCCUCCGGUGCUGCUCCCGCUGGUGCUCCUCGCCCUCGUGCCGCGGGCCGCUUGCCUCCAGACAGGACGCUGCGACGCCGCCCUCGGAAUGGAAUCUGGCGCCAUCCCCGACGAACACAUCUCGGCGUCCUCCUACUUCGACGCCGCCGUCAACGCCAUCUAUGGAAGGGCGCACGUGGAGGCGGGCGGCGGCGCGUGGUGCCCCCGGGACAUGGUGUACAACGAGGGCAAGGAGUUCCUGGAGGUGAACCUGGGCGGCCUGCACGUGGUGGCCAAGGUGGAGGUGCAGGGGCGCUUCGGCAACGGCCAGGGGCGCGAGUUCGCCCGGCAGUACAAGCUGCAGUUCUGGCGGCCCGGACUCGCGCACUGGGUCACCUACACGGACGGACGCGGAAACGAGCUCCUGGAGGGCAACACCAACACGUACCUGGCGCAGUCGUCGCAGCUGACGCCGCCCAUCGUCGCGGCGCGCGUGCGCUUCGUGCCCUACAGCGACCACCCGCGCACCGUCUGCAUGCGCGUCGAGGUGUACGGAUGCCCCUACACAGACGGCCUGCUGUCGUACUCGAUGCCCGACGGCGACCCGCGCGGCGGCGACGGCGCGCUGCGCGACCUGACCUACGACGGCGCGCGCAAGGACGGCUGGCUCUCGGGCGGCCUCGGCCAGCUCACCGACGGCGAGACCGGACACACCAACUUCCGCGUCGACGCCCUCGGGAUAGGAAGAGGCUACGAGUGGAUCGGCUGGAAGAACGACACGCGGCAGACGCGGCCCGUCGAGAUCACGUUCGAGUUCGACUCCGUCAGGAACUUCUCGGCCGUCCACAUCUACACCAACAACUUCUUCACCAAGGACACGCAGGUGUUCUCGCGCGCGCGCGUGCUGUUCAGCGCGGGCGGCGAGCACUUCCCCGCGUCGCGCGCCGUCGAGUACGAGUACGUGGUGGACCGCAUCUUCGAGAACGCGCGCAACGUCACCAUCCGCCUCCACAACGCCGCCGCCAAGUUCGUGAAGCUCGAGCUUUACUUCGCGCUGCGCUGGAUCAUGAUCUCCGAGGUCGCCUUCGACUCGGUUCCCUGCCGGUGCAACAUGACGCCCGAGGAGCCGCCGGCGCCGCCGACCACGCCGCGCGCGGAGGACGAGGGGACGGUGAAGACGCGCGCGCCCGUCGUGCCGGCCCAGAGCACGUCGUCGCUGCUGCUGCUCGUCGGCCUCGUCGUGCUGGGCGCCGUCUUCGUCAUGAUCCCGAUCGCACUCGGCGUCCUCUACUACCGCACGCGGCUGGCGCGGAAGACCAAGAAGAAGUCGCCGCCGGCGUCCGAGAACGGCGUCGACGCCCGGAAGGUAUCUAUGAAGAUGAAGGACCUGCACAUCAACGUGAAUCUGACGCCCAUGACCAACGGCUACUCGCGCGCCAAGGGCAAGCUGUACGGCCAGGUGGCGCUGGACGAGGAGGCGGCGGCCAUGUACCAGGAGCCGUUCAAGGGCCCCGUGCACAACCCCGGCUACCACACGCUCGGCCACUCGGCUUCCGAGACGCCCCUCAAGUGCCCGCUGCCGCUCGACACCGACGACUCCGUGGACUACGCCGUGCCCGACGUCAACAUGACGCCGCCGCCGCCCUUCUCCGAGGUGUACUCGCCGCCGCCGCCCGUGCCGCUCACGCGCCCGCCCUCCACGCUGCCCACCGCACGCUCCACACAGCGAGACGGCGGCGUGGCUCCCCCCAUCCCGCCCAUCCCGCCCCCGCCCAAGCAGGAGUACUACGCCGCCCCUCACAUGUGCCAGUCUUCCGUGAUCCAGGGCGUCACAGGGACCGUGAUCUACGCCGCCGCCGACACGACCAACUUGGCGAAGGAGCGGUCCGUGCCCGAAGUACCCAGAAGCCACAUCCGCGUCUUGGAGACGCUCGGCGAAGGAGUCUUCGGCGUCGUGCAGCUGUGUGAGGUCAAGUGCCCCCCCGGCCUGGGGUCAAGGAAGGUCGCGGUCAAAUGCCUGAAGCCCGGAGCGAGUGAGGAAACGAAGGAGGACUUCCGGCAGGAGUCCAGGAUCCUGAGCCGGAUCGACGACCCGAACAUCGUCCGGUUGCUGGGCAUCGUCAGCAGCUCGGAGCCGUUGUGCAUGCUGCUAGAGUACAUGGACUACGGCGACCUGUACCAGUUCCUGCGCCGGCACGUGGCCGAGGGAAUCGCGGCGCCCACGGCAGCUCGCAACCACAUGGAGCCUCGAGUCCUCAGCUACGGCGCCCUCGUCUACAUCGCCUCCCAGGUCGCCUCGGGCAUGAAGCACCUUGAGAGCUUGAGCUUCGUGCACCGCGACCUGGCGUCGCGCAACUGCCUGGUGGGCGGCGGCCUCUGCGUCAAGAUAUCAGACUUCGGCAUGAGUCGGCCGCUCUAUUCCAGCGACUACUACCACCUGAGCGACUCGCGCACGAUGCUGCCGAUCCGCUGGAUGGCGUGGGAGGCCAUCCUGCAGGGGCGCUUCUCCACCAAGAGCGACGUGUGGGCCUUCGGCGUGACGCUCUGGGAGAUCCUGACGAUGGCGCGGCAACAGCCCUUCGACGAGCUCAGCGACGACGGCGUCCUGGAGAACGUGUCUCACUGUUACCAUGGCGACGGCUCCGGCAUGAUGCUGCUGCCGCAGCCGCCGAUCUGCCCGCGCGAGAUGUACGACAUGAUGGCCGCCUGCUGGAGGCCCAACCCCCGCCAGCGGCCGCCCUUCUGGGAGGUCCUCAUGUUCCUGCAGCGCAAGAACCUCGGAUACACGCUGGACUACGUCGACUGAAGAAAUACAUUAUGAACACAGGGCACUCUAAUUCCCUCGUAAGUACCGACGACCGGCCCGUAGAAAACGCUUCCUCACUCUCUUGGGUAUAUCCAUAGAGGACAGGGCAGAACACCUUCCGGAAUAAGUGUCAACUUCAAAGAAAUCCUAAAGGAAAAGAUAAUGCUCAUGCUUUAGACUUUUAUCGUGGUUUACCCUGCAGCCAAUCUAGUUCAUGGAAAACGGUUGUGCAAGGAUGACCGAGAUCCUCUAGAAGGCCGACCUUAUGUGAAGGAAAAAAACAAGUGUAAUGUAAAAAACGCCGAAACAUGCUACCUAUAUUCUCGUACAUUGAGAUGCAAAUAUGGACACAUAAUCGCGAGAUAGAGUGGUCGCUGCAGCUGGACCUUAAAGGGAAAUGUUACAUAAGCAAGGAGAUGCAAUCAGACGUCAGAAACGUCAUCAGUGACGUAUUUGGGAUGACCUUCAGUGUCGAAGAUUUCCUUUUAGAGGUUGUGUUAGAGGAUUUAAAUAGGGUUGUAAUGUAAUGUAAAUUCUACGCAACAUUCAACCAAAUGGCUGAUGGGUAUUGAGGAGCCAAAUCCUCCAAAUGUAUAUAGUUGUGUAAAAUUCUGUAUAUGUAGUUGAUAUGUACAUAAUUGUGAAAUACGAAUCAAAAAGGCCUUUGUAGUGGACAGCACUGCGUGUGUAGGAAACCCUGCUAGGUGACAAACCCAGUAAAUUCCUUUAUACUGUAAAGAAACGGCGUUCUUGUUUCAAGUUGUAACUUUCCUCCUCAUUUAUGAAAUAUUGUAUGUAUUGUGGAAAUAUAUAGAUACAUAUACUAGUCUCCUUAACAAAUCGCAGAUGAUAUAAGUAAAGGCUUUACCUUCAGUGUGUGGACUCGGAUACAUGAAAGCUGUUCCACCUAGCAACCAUCAGUCUCUCUGACGACAUAAUAUAACGUAACAUAAUAUAACACAAGCGAAGGCGAGCCCUGCCUUGUAUGCCGCCUCCUGUUAUCUUUCGAGACAACGUGACAGUCACGUUUUGUACAUUUGUCUUCAGAAUGCCCCCUUUGUGUUACAAAUCAACGCUUUUUGUGUGACUCUCCUAGAGCGAAAAAGUAAAGCAGUUAACCAAAGUAUAACAAGAAUGACAAGGCACUGUGAGAUAAAGACCGUCAGUCGGUGUUUUAAGAUAUGACAAAAACCUAAGAGAAUGGCAUUUUGUAGGAUGCUUUAAGUGGCAUCCACAAUUCUUCUCUCUGCUGUGCAUUAUUCCACAGGAGAAAAUACACCUGUCACAUAAAUACACGGAAAUAUACACUUUACACACACUCUUGGUAGCCCUGUUACCGUUUCUUGCUCUUCGAAUUAUUGUGAAAAUAUGUAUUGUACAUUAUUAUAUAUUUAUGGUAUAUAUAUAUAAAUAUUACGUGUGAUCUGCCAGAUUCUAUUUAUUUUUCUCUAUGUCUGUACAUAAAUGAUAAGUGGCUGUAGAAUGUGAUAAAACUAACAAAAGAGAGAGAGAGAGCGAAGAGCCCAAUACAACAUAUCAUCUAUGUUUUCCAAGAAAACCUUCUAUUGAUGUAUCUGUAAAUAAAAGACUUUUUUCU